AUGAGACUCGCUCUAGUCCCUAUCGCCUUUGUUCUAUCCACGCUCACGACGAACCAUGUGAAGCCUGUCCACAGCAAGAUCCUUUCCGCGUCAAUGCUGUCGGGCAUGCUCUUUGGAACGAGCGCGCCAGAAGCCACUGCUCCGGCAAGCAUUGCAGCAACGGUUGACGGUGCUAGUGGAUCUGAUGCUCCUUCCAGCGGAGACCAAGUUAGCGCUAGCGCAACAAGCGGCUCUGCUGCAGACCUCACCCCCAAAGCCGAUAUUGUAAGAGAACUUGCUGAACAGACACAGCAAGCCGACUCGGGAGCUCCUGGACAGGAAGUACUGGCGAGCCAGUCGGACGCUCAAGCAACCAAGGCUGAAGUGAAGACUGAGCAGAUUGUUGCAGCUGCAACUGAAAACGCAGUGCCUACUGCCAGCAAUGCAAUCCCUGCGGAGACGAAAACUCCAGCAGCCAAUCGGGAGAAGCAGCAACUAACCGAAGAGGAUGCUGCAAAGAACUCGGAGCUUUUGCAGUCCGUCAGCGAGUCUGCUGAGGCUUCGUGGAUCUCUAAAGUCAGCAAGGAAAGCGCUAUUGAAGCACUACUUCCGCUUGUCGCCCUGACGCCCGUCUUGGCGGCAGCAGGAUUCCAUGCUGAUAUUGACGAAUCAACACCUGGUUCCCCCCUUGUUCGGUUCCCAAGUAUUGACUACGCUGUUCGCGUAGAAGACCUCAAGAGUUACGACUAA
Messenger RNA from Eimeria maxima, 729 nucleotides. RefSeq lists its product as hypothetical. Lineage: Eukaryota; Apicomplexa; Conoidasida; Eucoccidiorida; Eimeriidae. The record is from RefSeq and is a predicted model, not a curated record. The transcript has a single exon. Bases 1 to 729 code for a protein of 242 amino acids.